GCGAUCAAAUAGUGAAAAAGAGAGAAAUAUUGCAAAUUGCAUCAAAAACGCGACAUCGACGUACAGCAGGAGGCUAGUAUUUUAGCAAUCCGCCGCCCUUCGGCUACACUUGGGGUUUUGCAGACAACGGCAAUCGUGCCGCAGAAUCAGUUUUGGAGAUAUCGCCAAAUAUUAACUACACUGUCAGUGGGGAAUCGAUGCCCUAUCUGUUAUCCACGGAUGGAUCAUUGGCCGUACAAAAGGAUGUUAAAGGUGCACUCAGCAGCAAUAAGGGCAAUGUCGUUCGGCGCAUGUUCGUGGUGAACGAUUCCUCAUUUGCGCCCGGAACACAAAGAGUAAUUACCACAGGCUCCGCAUCGACGGUGGUCAAAAAACAGGACUCUGGUCAACAGGUGUUGAGCAUAAAUUCGCUCGAUAAGAACUAUCUUUUGGUCGAUCAGGCAACAGCGGCAGCAGCUGCGGCUGCAGCAGGUGGAGGUGAUCCGGCGUCUGCUGCACAUCAUCAUACAUUGACAAAUGGCAGCAUUGUUGAUGCCAAAACUGGACAAACGGUAUUGAGCACAUCGGGUGCCGCCGCGGCCGCGGCCAAAUCGCAUUUUAGCUCAAUUGGUGCACUGCAUCUGACCCAAGAGGAGUGCAAUGAGAUCUUAAUCAAGCGCGCCAUUGCAGCCGGCCACGGCCACCAUCAGACGCACACACUCACCGCUGGCGACGGAGCGCACCACCACCACCACCACCAUCAUUCGACGGCGCCAGGCGCGACACCAAGCGGUGCAACAACACUCUUAGGUGACAUACUUCCUGGUAUUUCAGUUCAAGUACAGAAAGUAAUACAAGGACUCGAAGAGAACGAGGACUCGCAGGGCGACGCACCCAACUUAAAGUUGGAGCCAGGCACAUUAGAAUUGUCCCCAAAGACCGAACUACAGGAAUCAAUGCAUUUCAGCGAAACCGACGCCACCAUCAAAAAGGAGCGCCCGUACAGUUGUGACGAGUGCGGCAAAUCCUUUCUGCUCAAACAUCAUUUGACAACACACGCACGCGUGCACACAGGUGGCGAACGUCCACACAUUUGCACCCAUUGCGGCAAAAGUUUUGCGCACAAACAUUGUCUAAAUACGCAUCUACUGCUCCAUUCGACGGAUCGGCCAUAUCAGUGUCAGGAGUGCAAGAAGAGCUUUACGCUUAAGCAUCAUCUGUUGACGCAUUCGCGUGUCCAUAGCCGGGAGCGGCCAUUUGUGUGCCAGGAGUGCGGACGUGCAUUUCCCCUCAAGCGUCAUCUGGUCACGCACAGUAAAUUUCACGCCGGCGAACGUCCCUACGUCUGCGAGGAAUGCGGUGAGAGUUUCGCACAGGAGAAUCACCUGAUUAUGCACUCGCGCUUUCAUGGUUCAUUGAAUCCAUUUGUUUGUGCUGAUUGCGGUGCCUCGUUUCCACGCAAAUUUCAAUUGGUUAAUCACGGACGCAUACACGGCAAGAUACCACACUCCUGCACAGUUUGCGGCAAAGAAUUUCUACAGAAGCGCACCCUAGUUUCCCACAUGAGGCGCGUACACACCGGCGAGCAGGCGCAUCCCUGCGUCAGCUGCGGCGAAGGUUUCCUCACCAAGGCGGAACUGCAUCAGCAUGUCCGUGCGGCGCACAACGGCGUCAAUCCCAAUACGAGCAGCGCCACCAUUAUAGCCAAUCAACAGCAGAUACAGCAGCCGCAUCAUCAUCCAGGGCAUCCGCAGACGAUCACCGUUGUCAGCAAUCCGGCUAAUUCAACGCUGCUCACCGUCUCCACAACCGAUGCCAAUGGCGUUGCACGUCCACAAUUCGUUUGCCGCGAAUGCGGCAGCGCGUUUAACAGCCGGGAGGCGCUCGCCUUGCACUUGCGACUGCACACGGGCGACAAGAGCCUUAUGACCGAUCUGUGCGCUUUGACAGCAGCGCUGCCCGGCCACUUUUUGAGCACGGCGAGCCUCAAUCCGGGCACUGUGGUAACGGCCAAUCCGAAUCUGGUGGGUCAGAGUCCGGUGCCGGUGCAAAUCAUAUCAUCCACCGGUCAGGUGAUGUCGCAGACCACGCUGGUGCAGGCCGCCAAUUCGACCCAUCCGCAAGCGGUUGUCACAGCCGUGCCCACAAUGCCCGUCCAUGGGCAACAGCAUCUGCAGCACAUCCAGCAACAGCAGCAGCAACAGCAUGUGGUCACCGUAUCGCCGGCCAACAAGCCAAAAUCGCAUUUCUGUGCCAGCUGCGGCAAAGGAUUCGCCGCCAAGCACGGCCUCAUGCAGCACAAUCGACGACAUCCAAACGGCGGCUGCACGGUGCGCACCCAUGUCUGCGAGUGUGGAAAGGCAUUCUUCCAAAAGAACCAUCUGAUGCUGCAUCAGCGCCAGCAUUUGGAAACAAAGCCAGCCAUAUCGCAGCAACAGGAGGCCGACGUGCAGCAGCAGCAGCAGCAGCAACAACAACAACAAGCGGCCGCUGCCGCUGCCGCCGCGGGACAACAGUCCACACAGGUGGAGGUGCAAAUAAUGCCCGGAGGUCAUGCCAAGGUCAUCAAAUACGAGAUCUGUCGAAAUGUGCUGCAGGAGGAGCAGGCGGGGCAGCAGCAGCAGCAACAGCAGCAGGCGUCCAUGCAUGCUGAAUAAGAGAUAGGAGGAGGGAGGAGGUGGAGAAGGGAGCAGAAAGGGGGAGAGAGAUAGUUGAUUCAAUUUGAUAAGCGCAGUUAAUUUUAUAGCAUUUUUGUUGUAACUUUUUGUAAAUAUACAAAGCCAAUUUGUGCAAUUGCAAUUGCGCGGCAAAAGAUUGCUCCCCACACACACACACACACACACAUAUGUACACCCACCCACGCACACAAGCACAGAUAUAUAUAUACAGAUAUAUAGAACUUAUCAAGAGGGCAGCUUUUACAGGCCACACCCACCCACACACACACACACACACACACAACAGCUAAAAGUGAAUGAGAGAUCCUGGAGCGUAUUUAAGAGUUAAGCGAUUCCCUUAGUUUUAUUAAUUUAGUUACCAUUUAGCUAUUAAUAGACACCUAGCUAUACACACCACACACAAGUACACACACACCCGCACACAUAUGUACAUCAAAUACAAUUGUAACUGUAACUAUAGAUAUCCUGUUAUAAUUUCUUUGUGAUGCAUUGGUCGCAUCUAAAACAAGAACCUCGUCUAAGUUGCAAAAGUUUUUAUCUAAUUACAUUUUAAUUGUAACUUUUUAAACACACACACACGCACAU
Drosophila novamexicana is the source of this 3242-nucleotide messenger RNA. RefSeq names its product gastrula zinc finger protein XlCGF26.1 (gene cg). The record is from RefSeq and is a predicted model, not a curated record. The transcript is spliced from 13 exons. Gene Ontology annotation, cellular component: nucleus. NCBI's taxonomy places the organism in Eukaryota, Metazoa, Arthropoda, Insecta, Diptera, Drosophilidae. Gene Ontology annotation, biological process: negative regulation of transcription by RNA polymerase II. Gene Ontology annotation, molecular function: DNA-binding transcription repressor activity, RNA polymerase II-specific; RNA polymerase II cis-regulatory region sequence-specific DNA binding. Bases 198 to 2636 code for a protein of 812 amino acids.